AUGAAUCGCAAAAGACAGAGCAGAUCUACCGAACAGGCCAGUGAGCCGUCGAAGCGUAGGAAGUUUAUUGCUUGCCAGCGCUGUCAUUCCCAUAAGAUCAAGUGCUCUGGAGAUCAGCCUUGCUCCAAAUGUCGCCUGGUUGGGUGUGCGGAUGAGUGCGAGUACACACCAAGGGAUCGACAGAUCAAAGUGAGCGAAAGUUACUUGGACUUUCUUUUAUCGGAAAACCGACGGUUGAAAGAACAGUCGGCAUCCUCGGUAAACACGACCGACGCGGAUCAUGAUGCCGAGCCAGAGCCAGCGCCACCAGCAGAAGCACCGGAUGAGGCCAACACCAGUGUGCGCAAUCCGCUGAUUGGUGACCGUGCAUGGUUUCACCGCUACGAUCCAUCUGCACCUCCACUCUUUGUUGGUGAGGCAGCCUGUACAGCGUUUGCUACACGCUUUCGCCGGUUUCUAACGGGAGACAAUGGUUUACCCCAUAUUCCUCGGACUCAAUAUGUCAAGGAAGAGCAUAUCGCUGCGGCCAAUGCAGCUAACGUGCAAUGGCCCAGUCUCCAGCAGGCUCGAUUACUGGUAAAGAUAGCAUUACGUCAAGUCGGCUACAUCUAUCACCUAGUUCUUCGCAAAUCAACGUUAGAGAAGCUCGAGGAGAUAUAUAGAAUGGGCAGCUUCGACUGCACCAUCAAUCAGUGCAAGUUCUUUGCUUUGUUCGCAUUCGGAGAAGCAUACUCGAUGAGGGCCGAGCCAUCCUCUGGAUCCAGGGUCCCGGGGACCUCAUACUUCGCGCGAGCCUUGAGUCUGGGCCAAGUGUUGCCUGAAAGAACGAGCAUGACCCACUUGGAAACCCUAUUGCUCCUGUCACUGUUCUCUUACUACCUUAACCGACGUCAUUCAGCCCUGGUGUUGAUCGGAACCGCCUUGCGGUUAGGUCUGUCAAUUGGGCUGAACCACAAUAUUCCUGAAUCGCAGCUGAUCGACCCUGUGGAGCGUCAACACCGAAUCCGGAUUUGGUGGACAAUCUACACCUUCGAUCGCAUGUGGGGAUCGAAGAUGGGACAUCCUUCGCAGAUCCUCGACGAAGAUAUUCACUUAGACAUGCCGUCCAGUGUCAGCCCGGCACAGCUACACGAGGAGCAAUUCUCCGAUACUGACUAUCUAACGGCCAAUAUAAAUUUGGCCCGGAUUGUGGGCGAGACAAUUGCAAAGCUGUAUAGUCGACGAAAAUAUAAUGAGACGUUUCUGCAAAGAGUGCAGAAACUUUUGAAGGCGUUGAAAAACUGGGUGGAAACACUACCGGAGCAUCUUCGACUUAAUGAAGACGACCCAGAAACCAAUCGAAAGCAUAUAAGCUCCUUACAUCUUUCAUUCAACCAGUGCGUCAUACUCACCACUCGCCCAACGCUUCUGCACCUUCUUAUGAAACUCAACGAACCCGGCUCCCCAAACACCAGCAACGAAAGUAUCUCCCAGCCAGUCUUGACCCUGGGUGAAGCGUGCAUCCACGCCGCCAGACAUUCGCAUUCCCUUAUUCUAACCAAAUGGAUCAACGGUUCACUCCCAGUAUUCGGUUACUUCCACGCGCACUACCUCUUUUCCUCGGCGCUUGUACUCGCAAUGUCGAGCUUCCUCCCAAUCGGUAGUCCGUCCGACCUCGGCGCAUUCGAAUCCGGUCUGGAAGUGCUACGGGCCAUGAGUGAGAACGGGAACCUCGCAGCUUCAGAAUUCUACCACAACCUAGAGCAGGUCAAACAUUGUCUUGACCAGCGGAAGCCAAAAGAACCCAAAUCAAGCUCGGCCACCGGCCGGCUAAGCACCGCAUCAGGAUCGGGCCCAGCAGUACCAUCUACCGUAAUCCCGACAAUGUCAACAGCUCCCCAAGCCACAGCUGUCCCUGUCGCCUCAAUAAUCCCAGCAGCGGAGGCCGACCUAAUCAGCAACAACCCGGGAUAUCGCCAAACUCAGGGCAAUCCAAACAUAUCACCAGGGAAUUUAACAGUCCCGACAAUGGCAGGCGGAUUCACCACAGCAAUGGCCUUCCUUGAACCAACGAUGCAAGACUUCCUCGCACAGUCUGAUUUCGACCUAGGAUUGCUACAUCCAGUAGAUACGUUCAUGAAUGACGAGAGUCUAUAUACCUGCCACGGGCUGUAG
This is a messenger RNA of Aspergillus alliaceus, 2154 nucleotides long. RefSeq names its product transcription factor domain-containing protein. Gene Ontology annotation, molecular function: sequence-specific DNA binding; DNA-binding transcription factor activity, RNA polymerase II-specific; zinc ion binding. The transcript has 5 exons. Bases 1 to 2154 code for a protein of 717 amino acids. NCBI's taxonomy places the organism in Eukaryota, Fungi, Ascomycota, Eurotiomycetes, Eurotiales, Aspergillaceae. Gene Ontology annotation, biological process: positive regulation of transcription by RNA polymerase II; DNA-templated transcription. Gene Ontology annotation, cellular component: nucleus. The record is from RefSeq and is a predicted model, not a curated record.